UGGGUUUCUUGCCUCUUGCAUUCGUUCUGCAUGUGGGGGUAGAAGGCCCGCGCUCCUGUCUUUCUCAGGCCCGCCUCGCAGGCGACCGCCUGGCCCCAGAGGGACAGAGUUGAAUGGAACCCACACUCUUUUAUCCUGCUGGCACCGCUGAUUGAAAAAAUCCUAAAGUUGGUUUCCUGCUUGCACAGCUGAUUGAAAACAUCUAAAGUUGGUUUCCGGGCGGGGUGGGGUGCGGAGCGGCCAAGGGGAGGGUGAACUGAAUUGGGCUGCUUGGGCUCUGUCAUCGGCCCAGGGGAACAGAAGGCCCUCCCCGCUUCCCCUUCCUGCAAGAAAGAAGAGCUGGACACUUCCUGAGGCCGGGGAGCCAGACGCGCCCUUGGCCUCCUGCCAGCUCUGGCCCUCGGGGGCCACUCACCUGCUGACUUGGGAGGUGUGGCCAGGCUGGACCACAUUCUUCCAGGUGUUAUGUUUUUUCCUUGAUAAUCCAACAGUGUUCAGCGGGCACUACCAGUGAAUCAACUACAACUUCUGUUUUGCUGAUGACCAGUUGGGGGCCGGGGGGGUAAGUUGGGGGGCCUAGGGCUCAUGCAUUUGUCCUUUGCUCAUUUGGAGCCACCUCUAAGGACUCCUUGAAGCCGAGCGGGCCCAGUCUUCUCCCAGGCAGCAGCCCAGCCACAGCCUUUCCGGCCAGUGUUCCCAGUUUCUCUGGAAUACCUCUUUGGUGAAAUACCACUUCUGAGGCCUCCUAUUUCUCUGGAGGACCAGUCCUAUUCGGGUUUAUUUAGCAAUAGCAGAAUGACACCUAAAGAAAGAAGAUGCAAACUCUUUAUAACUGGCUGCUUAUUGAGACUUUCUCUACCAAAGCAAUGAAAGAAGAAAUAGGAAAUAAGAAAUCACAGCCUUCUGGAUUUGUCUGCCAGCCGGUCUGCCGGGGAGGAACACAGAGACCUUGUUAUAAAGUCCUUUACUUCCAUGAUGCUUCUCGAAGACUGAACUUUGAGGAGGCCAGAGCAGCCUGCCGGAGGGAUGGGGGCCAGCUAGUCAGCAUUGAGUCUGAAGAUGAACAGAGGCUGAUAGAAAAGUUCAUUGAAAACCUCCUGGCGUCUGAUGGCGAUUUCUGGAUUGGGCUCCGGAGGCGUGAGGAGAAGCAAAGCAACAGCACAGCCUGCCAGGACCUUUACACUUGGAUGGAUGGCAGCAUAUCAACAUUCAGGAACUGGUAUGUGGAUGAGCCUUCCUGUGGCAGCGAGGUCUGCGUAGUCAUGUACCAUCAGCCAUCUGCACCCACCGGCAUCGGGGGCCCCUAUAUGUUCCAGUGGAAUGACGACCGAUGCAACAUGAAGAACAAUUUCAUUUGCAAAUACUCCGAUGAGGAACCAACAGUUCCUUCUACGGGGCUGGGAGGUGAAAGGACAAAGCCAGCCACACCCAUACUUCCAGAAAACACAGAGAAAGAAGAUGUCAGAGAAACAUUUAAAGAAAACAAAGAAGCUGCCUGGAACCUUGUCUACCUCCUAGUGCCCGGCAUCCCCCUCUUCCUCCUCCUGCUGGUUACCACAGUUGUCUGCUGGUUUUGGAUCUGGAGGAGGAGGACACGGGAGCAGCCAGACCCCAGCACGAAGGAGCCGCGCACCAUCUGGCCCUCGCCCGGCCCCGGGCUCAGCCCGGACCUGGAGGUUUACAGCGUCAUCCGGAAACAAAGCGAAGCUGAUUUGGCCGAGACCCGGCCGGACCUGAAGAACAUUUCAUUCCGAGGGUGCUCGGGAGAAGCCACUCCCGAGGACAUGUCCUGUGACUCCGACCACAGGGCUGUGAACCCGUCUGAGAGCGGGUUCGUCACCCUGGCCAGCAUCGAGAGCGGCUUUGUGACCAAUGACAUUUACGAGUUCUCUCCAGACCACCGACUGGGGAGGAGCAAGGAGUGUGGGUGGGUGGAAAAUGAAAUCUAUGGUUAUUAGGACCCGGGAACGACACGCGAACGGACAAGAAUGGGAAAGAAAGGAGAAGCAACAGCCUCCUAUUCUCUAUAAGGAAAACACUCAGAAGGCCUAUGAAAGUGCUCGACCCAGGCCUGGGGUGAGCAUGUGGCCCCUUCACCGCUAUUGCAUCCUUAUCCCAGCCUUGCACCAGCUCUGUCCGGUGAGAAAGCAGCUUGCCCAGGCCUGGGGCAGAGUAGGAAAUCUGACAGUUGAUUGCUUGUAGCAGACCAGUCAGGGACAGCGCUCUCUCUCCUCGGCAGGGCCCCCGGGGGGCUGCGGGACUGGGGACGCCCAUCUCCAGGACACCCAUCCCCAGGUCUUUUUCCUUCCUCUAGAUCCCUACAGCCCUGGGAUCACCACCGGGCGGGACGGAAACGACAGAUGAUUUCAAAGCCUCAUGUGCUGGCCUGGGCUGGCCUGCGCACCAGCCAUUCUUGUAUCUGUGUUUUUCAGACUCAAAUCAAAUAAAAAGCAGGAAGCCGAAUGUUA
Molecule: messenger RNA, 2468 nt
Organism: Myotis brandtii (Brandt's bat)
Lineage: Eukaryota; Metazoa; Chordata; Mammalia; Chiroptera; Vespertilionidae
Gene: LAYN
Product: layilin
Exons: 7
Coding region: 816-1958 (380 amino acids)
Molecular function (GO): hyaluronic acid binding
Source: RefSeq, a predicted model, not a curated record